Molecule: messenger RNA, 840 nt
Organism: Didymodactylos carnosus
Lineage: Eukaryota; Metazoa; Rotifera; Eurotatoria; Philodinida; Philodinidae
Source: the annotation of a GenBank genome assembly
AUGCAACCGUCCAUAAAAUCCAAUGUUUUUCAUCAAAUGUCUCAUUUGAAAAAUCAAGUCCCGUCAAUGGUGAGUCAGUGGCAGUCAUUCAAACAUCGUCGACGACGACGACGACAAUUACUACUACCCUCAUCUGGAUCAUCAAUUGAUUUCAAUUAUCCAUCAAUGCCAUUAACUUUUAAAACUGAUAUUGAAUUAAAUCAACGAUUAUCGACUAAUCUACUAAAAUUAUCUCGAAUAAAAUUAUUGAAUCAAAUUCAUUUAAAAUGUAUCGAUUACAUGGAUUCAACUAAUUCUUAUUCAUUUACUCAUCUAAAUUCAUCGAAUGUUUAUUGUACAUACAAUGAUUAUUGUCCAAAUAAAUGUUCAUGUUGUACAUUCGAAGCAUGCGAUUGUCGUCUCGUAUGUCCAUUAAAUUGUAAUUGUAUUCAUUCAUCAGAUUGGAUCUAUAAUAUUGUUAAUUGUUCAUCAAAAAAUUUAUCUUCUAUACCCUAUUUUAUUCCAUUAACAGUGACUAAUUUAUAUCUUGAUAAAAAUCGAAUUUUAACUAUUCCAUCAACAUCAAAUCAUACAAAUAGAAAAAAUACAUUAAAUCAUUUAAAAUAUCUUAAAAAAUUAUCAUUAGAAAAUAAUCUAUUAGAAAAUUUAAAUGGUAAUGAAUUUUUUUCAAUGAAUAAUUUAGAAUAUUUAGAUUUAUCAUCGAAUAAAAUUAAUUUCAUUAAUGAAAAUACAUUUACCUAUUUAACAAAUUUAAAAUCAUUAUUAAUACAUAAAAAUUAUUGGCAACCAAAAUUUUUUUCAUCAUAUAAUUAUUUUCAAUCAAAUAUAAAANGUAAAUGA